GCAGAAGCCGGGCUAGUCCGGGCAUGUGGGAGCCGCUGCCCUGCGUGCGACCAUGUGGAGGCCGGAAGAGGCACUUGUGGGCGUCCGCAGUUUUUGUCUAUGUGCCCUGCUUCUAUCUCUGAGGGAAGAAGCCUGAUCUAACCAGCUUUCGUCCAUCAGCAAGUUGUACCUGGGGUUUCUUUAGUAACAGUGAAGGGAAAGAGUUGGCAGGCAAGUAUCCUCAAGCAAACAAAACUCAGGGGCACUGAGCAGCAGUGGGUCACAGCCUGGUAGAGAGAUGGCCACCCACGCCUCCCUCACUGAGUUGGCAGGAAUGGCACCAAAAGAAAGCUCCAAAUACUUUCAGUGCUCGAGCGCGCCUUUUACCAACUCCAGCGGCAAGGACGUGCCCCGCUGGUGGCAUAAGAGGAAGAGCCGGCGGCACCAGCGCUUCAUGAUGCACAAAGCCCUUCUAGAGAAGCGAGGGGUGCUGGGUACCCCCCCAGAGUCAGAGGGCACCCUCCAUUUGGCCAGAUCAGAGGUUCUGGAGGAAACAGAAAGGACCAAGUAUAAUGUACAUCCCGCCACACUUGGAUCACCUGGCACCCAGCCCAGAAAAAAGCCUAUUCAGAAGAUUGAAUCCAGCAAAGGCACUACCUCUGGCCAUGCUGUGCCCAACAAGUGUGUGGCCAUUGACUGUGAGAUGGUGGGCACUGGCCCUGGGGGGCGGGUGAGUGAGCUGGCCCGAUGCUCAGUGGUAAGCUACCACGGGGACGUUCUGUAUGACAAAUACAUCCGGCCUGAGACACCCAUUGUGGAUUAUCGGACCCGCUGGAGCGGUAUCACCCGCCAGCAUAUGAAGAAUGCUAUCCCCUUCAGGGUGGCACAGAAGGAGAUCCUUAAACUGCUGAAGGGCAAGUUGGUGGUGGGCCACGCACUCCAUAAUGACUUCCAGGCUCUCAAAUACUUCCAUCCCCGCAGACAAACUCGGGACACCCUUUCUGUCCCUAGCCUAAUCAACCAAACGGGUUUCCCUGUCCGAGCCCAAUCCUCUUCUCUCAAGAACCUGGCCCUGCAGCUGCUGAACAAAAGAAUCCAGGUUGGCCGGCAUGGGCAUUCGUCUGUGGAAGACGCUACAACUGCCAUGGAGCUCUACCGGCUGGUCGAGGUGCAAUGGGAGCGGAAAGAGGCCAGCAGCCACCCCUCAAAUUGUGAGGAGAGCCCCCAGGACAGCGGCACAGACACGGAGCACUACAUGGAAGACCAGUUCUGGCUAGAAGAGCAGACUGAAGGCUGUAAAUGAUCGAAGGGCUCCCAGGGUGGGAAGAGUAUGAGCUUCUGUGGGUAACCCAGUAAAACUGGCCUUGUAAUG
Molecule: messenger RNA, 1351 nt
Organism: Sarcophilus harrisii (Tasmanian devil)
Lineage: Eukaryota; Metazoa; Chordata; Mammalia; Dasyuromorphia; Dasyuridae
Gene: AEN
Product: apoptosis enhancing nuclease
Exons: 5
Coding region: 278-1282 (334 amino acids)
Cellular component (GO): nucleus
Molecular function (GO): nucleic acid binding; exonuclease activity
Source: RefSeq, a predicted model, not a curated record